Molecule: messenger RNA, 6937 nt
Organism: Archocentrus centrarchus (flier cichlid)
Lineage: Eukaryota; Metazoa; Chordata; Actinopteri; Cichliformes; Cichlidae
Exons: 3
Coding region: 599-6400 (1933 amino acids)
Biological process (GO): DNA integration
Molecular function (GO): nucleic acid binding
Source: RefSeq, a predicted model, not a curated record
UGACCCUAGAUCAGCCUUCAAGUGCACCGGAACCCAGCUGAUGAGGGAGCGCUGCGCUGCGCAGCAUUGUGUGAGCUGUAGCAUUGUCGGGAGGAGAAGAAGAGUGGCUGGAGAGUGCUAGUAUUGUGAUCGCUAUUGUUUGGACCUGUGUGAUUGUAGGUAGUUUCUGGCUUGACAUUAAUCCCUGUGUGCGUUCAAUAACAAGUGAGUAUUCGUCCAAGUACUCUGUGUAGCUGUAGUAAGUGUUCGCAUUUGUAAUUAGUUAAUAAUCGCCUUAUCGCGGCUGCAUUUUUUACCGCGAGUGCAACGUAGUUUGUGUAAUGGCGGACCUAGCUGUCCAGAUAGCGAUCACAAGUCAUGUGAAUAUUUGUAUAUUUAACCACACACAUACCCACACACUCAUAGCAAAUAUCCUGUUGUAUCAUUCCAUCAAUCCCACAAUAAAUCUUCAGUGACAAAGCUCUGGACUGUGCAUUCUAAUCGAUGCCCCUCAGUGGCCACCUCUACAGCUGAACUCAGUCAGUUAGCGAAUGUCCCACAGAACAUUUGGAGGCCCCAGCGAGAUUCCUUUUAUUGUGGUUACUGAGGAUUGCCAGAGAUGUCCCAAGACCAGCAAACACAUUAUUAUGCAGCGGGUGCCCGCCCACGACGCAUGACGCGGCAACCAGCCUGGAUGGAAGAAUAUGUAGUCUCCCUCCCAGAACAACAAGUGGCCUUCAGCCCCCCGGAUGCAGCUUACCUGUCCCCGCGUCAGCCACCCUGUCGUAGCCUGAAAGGAACACCGGAGAGACCCGCCAGGAUGACGCCUCUCGCCUCUUUACCAGUCGAGUAUGCUGAUUCGGAUGCUAAGCUUGGAGCAGUCACAAACCAUUGGCAUGUGUCGGAUGAGGCAGACCCCCUUUUUCAGAGCACGCCUAUUACACCACGGCCAAAGCAGGAUUCAGGAGCUACACCAGAAGUCCUUAAUGCUCUUCACCAACUGAUGGAGGAGAAUCAGAGAAUGCAAAGGCAGAUGCUGCAACUGCAGCGGCGACUUGACGAGAGAGCAUCACCGGUCCCGCAACCACACAUGGUCUCGCUUACCUAUUCUCAGCAAAUAGAGCAGGCAGCUUCCCUGCUACACCCAUUGCAGCAGCAUGAUGGCAUGGACCAGAUCCCACCACUGCCUCCACCUCCACCAGCAACAGCUGGAGAUAUGCCACCUCCGGGAGGUGACGGCAUCUGGCCAAAGCCACCACCUCCAGUAACAGAUGACCCACUGCCACCUCUGGGGCAAGAUGUGAUUACAGAACUCACAGAGCUGCUGAGGGACUUAAAGACAAAGCAACAGGUGCCACACCCAGAGCCACACCCCGUACCAAAGCCACGAACCCCCGACUACUGCCAGCCUCACGUACCAGCAGAGAGGGAGUCAGACUUCGGCAUCCAUCAGCGUGAGUUAGUCUACCGUGGUCCAAAACCCACUAUCCCUCUAUUUACUAAAGGGGACCCGAGGGAAUUUGCCAGGCUCAAGGUUGCCUUGGAGAAUCUGUUGCCAGAGGACGCCACAGAGCGCUUCAAGUACCAGAUUCUUGUCGACCACUUGAAGUAUGAGGAGGCCCUUCUCAUCGCAGAUUCGUACACAAGCUCCUCCUAUCCUUACACAGAGACAAUGGCAAGCCUUAUUGAGCAUUACGGGCAGCCACACCAACUUGCUCUCAAAAGGAUUGCAGACCUGAUGGAAGCCCCAAGUGUGGCACGGGGUGAUGUCAGUGGCUUCAAGCGGUUUGCACUGAAAGUCAGAGCAUUAGUGGGCAUGCUGGAUCAGCUGGGGGACAGUGGACAGACAGAGCUCCGCUGCGGAUCCCACGUCACCCGACUCCUCUCCAAGCUGUCUCCAGACAUGCGGGCAGAAUUCAAGAGGUUCUUGUAUCCCAUGCGCAUCACCAUCCCCAGCCUCCUGCACUUCUCUGAUUGGCUCAACUACGAGCUGAAGAUCCAGGAGACAGUGUAUGAGUCCCUGCAUCGCGAGGACAAGAACAGCGCGGGGUCCAAGCCCGAGCGACGUCGUGAUAGCAAAGGGGGAAAGAGCAUCAGUGUUCUGCUUGCUGCUGAUCAGCCCGAGAGUACCCCCACGGCAGCAAAGCUACCUGCUGGAGCCCAGCGAGCCAAUAGAACGGCGUACUGCCCCUAUUGCAACAAUAAUCAGCACUUUCUUGACCAAUGUGCUAACUUUUCACAGCUCACAGUGGACCAGAGAACAGCGUGGAUCAAGACGAACAGGAGAUGCUGGCGAUGCGGUCGCCUGCACCAAGCUGCUCAGUGCCGUCUGAAGAUGCUGUGUGAGAAAUGCAAAGGGAGACACCUGCAAGCAUUGCAUGAGGUGAAUGCCAAGCCUCAAACGGAGAACACUGCGUGCCUUGUUAGCACAACCAAUGAAAUCCUAUACCUUGAUCGGCGAUCAGGAUGCAGCCAAGUACUGCUGAAGGUCAGCAAGGUGCUGCUACGCAACGGUCCCCUGGCCAUUGAGACCUAUGCCAUCCUUGACGAUGGAUCCGAGCGGACCAUAAUCCUCCCGGAGGCAACACAAAGGCUCAAACUGAGAGGUGAAGCCGAAGACCUGGCUCUUCGGACCGUGCGGCAGGACCUUCAAGUGAUACACGGCGCCGCAGUGUCGUUCUCCCUCUCACCCACUGAUCAGCCAAAAAGGUCCUUCAAGAUAAACAGAGCAUUCACAGCGGACCAACUGGGACUGGCGGAGCACACCCACCCUGUGAAAGCCCUUCAGAGAAGGCAUAAACACUUACGAGGCCUUCCCCUCCAAGCAUUGAACAGGGUGCGCCCUCUACUGCUAAUCGGAUCUGACUACACUCAUCUCAUCACACCUGUGGAGCAGGUGCGCCUGGGUCCUCCAGGAGCUCCAGCUGCAGUGAAGACACGGCUUGGCUGGACCCUGCAGGGGCCAACCAAGCACAUCAAGCAGCAGUCCAUCACACAGCAGUGUCUGCAGCUCUCCACUCUCUCCCCGACGGCUGAGCUCCUUCACAGUGUGGAGAGACUGUGGCAAUUAGAUGUCCUUCCCUACAAGAAUGAGCGGCUAGUCACACGUUCCAGGCAGGACCAGGACGCUGUCCACCUGCUAGAGACAAAGACUGUUCGCGUCAAUGUCGACGGUAUCCAGCGCUAUGCCACUCCCCUUCUCAGAGUGAAGGACAUGCCACAACUUAAAGCACCUAAGGAGGCAGUACUAGCCAGUCUCCGCAGCACAGAGAGACGCCUGCGGAGAGACCCUGACAAAGCCGCGGCAUAUUGUGCGGAGAUAGACAAGCUGGAGAAAGCCGGUUAUGCCGUGAAGGUGCCAGAAGAGGAGCUGGAAGGGGCAGCUGAAUCCUGGUUCAUCCCACACCACAUGGUAACCCAUAACGGGAAGAACCGGAUCGUGUUUAACUGCUCCUAUGUGUACAAGGGAGACAAUCUUAAUGAGCUGCUGUUGCCAGGCCCCCCGCUGAGUGCAAGCUUAUUAGGAGUCCUCCUGCGCUUCAGGGAACACACAGUCGCGGUCAGCAGCGAUAUCCAAGGUAUGUUUCAUCAGGUGAGGUUGCUCCCUGAGGACAAGCCAUUGCUCCGCUUCUUGUGGCGAAACCUGAAGACAGAGAAACCACCCAGCAUGUAUGUAUGGCAAAUCCUUCCAUUUGGCACAACCUGCAGCCCCUGUUGUGCCACAUUUGCACUGCAGAAGCACGUGUUCAACCACAGCCAGCCAGGCGAGGAUGUCCGCGUAUCCAUAGAGCGGUCAUUCUAUGUAGACAACUGCCUGCAGAGCUUCUGCUCUGUUGAAGAAGCCCAACACCUGGUUGACAAGCUCAAGGCAUUGCUAGCGAUGGGUGGAUUUGUGCUGCGCCAGUGGGCCAGCAACAUGCCUGCGGUCAUCAGUCACCUCCCAAAGGAAGCCAGAUCGGAGAGCAAUGAGCUGUGGCUCACGGAGUCCGACACCGACCCUCAAGAACUGGCCCUGGGGCUUCGCUGGCUCUGUAGCUCGGACACCAUGGGGUACAAGUAUCGGAUACCGGAUCACCCCACACCUACUCUGCGAAACAUCUAUAGAGUCCUCGCCCGUCUGUAUGACCCUCUGGGCUUUAUUGUCCCUUUCACGACACGGGCCAAAGUCUUAGUACAGCGGUUGUGGGACAAACACAGAGACUGGGAUGACCCCUCCCUACCUGAUGAUGUGCUGCAACCCUGGUUGGCAUGGGAGGAGGAAUUGCAGGAUCUCUCCCACAUUUCACUGCCCCGCUGUUACGUCAGCCCAGGAAUGGACAGCCCCCGCUGUCAUCGAGACCUGCACAUCUUCGCAGAUGCUUCAGAGAAAGCCUAUGGCUCAGUAGCUUAUUUGCGAGCAGAGAGCCUAGAUGGCUAUGUGGAAGUGGCCUUCCUGUCAGCGAGGUCUAGAGUUGCGCCAAAGAAACAGCUGUCAAUGCCGAGACUUGAACUGUGUGCCGCACUAACUGCUGCUCAGUUAGCCUCACUGCUGCAGAGAGAGCUGACUGGGCCCAUCCGCAACAUCAUUCUAUGGACUGACUCCACUACAGUCCUCACAUGGCUCAAGUCUGACUCCUGUCGAUACAAGGUAUUUAUCGGCACCCGAGUUGCCGAAAUCCAGGAGCUUACUGAUGCCCAGGCCUGGAGGUAUGUGGACUCAGCCAACACCCCAGCUGACGACAUCACUCGGGGGAAGACGCUGCUAGAGCUGGCCAGUGACAGCAGGUGGAGGCAUGGGCCAGCCUUCCUGCAACAGGUAACAAACCUUUGGCCGGCACAGCCUGCGGCUGUAGUAGGAGAGGCCGAGGAUGUGGCGGAGCUGCGAAGGCCAACUGUCUGCUGCCUCACUACAUCAGUAACAACCUCACUGGGGCCUGAUACUGAUCAGUGCUCCUCCUUUGGGGAAUUGACUGAGGCUGUAGCUCGAGCCCUGCAUGGGGCAGCUGCAGACCAGGCAUGUCUGUCUGCUGAAGACUACAGGGAAGCUGAGAGAGAGGUGCUUAGAAGGGCCCAGCAGGACAGUUUCCCUGAGGAACUGGACCUACUGAGGGCUGGCAAGCCAGUGCCAGCCACCAGUAGGCUCCGCUGUCUUGCCCCAGAGUAUGAUGAGACAGUGCAGCUGAUUCGUGUUGGAGGGCGUCUUCGCCGCAGUGACCAGCUGGACCUAGAUGCCAUCCACCCAGUGGUCCUAGACCCCCGGCACAGAGUGUCUCAGCUCCUCAUCCAUGAUACCGACAGGAGCCUGCACCAUCCUGGAGCAGAACGGUUGUUUGCAGAGCUACGUCGCAAAUAUUGGAUUCUGCAGGGUCGCGAAGCAGUCAAGCGGCAUCAGCGUUCCUGCCCUGACUGUCAGAGGUGGAGAGCUAAUCCAUCUGUGCCAAGAAUGGCCGACCUGCCACCGGCGAGACUGCGGCUAAUGAAACCCCCCUUCUUCUCCACAGGUGUGGACUGUUUUGGGCCCUUGACAGUGCAGGUGGGCCGUCGUCAUGAGAAAAGAUGGGGCAUUCUGUUUAAGUGCCUAACAACACGAGCCGUGCACUUAGAUGUCCUGUCUGGACUCGACACCGACUGCUUCCUUAUGGCUCUUCGCAGAUUCAUUGCCCGAAGAGGAAAACCGGCUGAGCUCUUGUCGGACCAGGGGACAAAUUUUCGCGGAGGGGAACGAGAGCUGAAAGAUGCUUUCAAGGCAAUGCACCCCACCCUCCAGGAUCAUCUGGCCAAAUACCAGAUCCAGUUCCAGUUCAACCCACCAAAUGCACCACACUUCGGGGGCAUAUGGGAAAGAGAAGUAAGGUCGGUGAAGGCUGCCUUGUACGCCACCAUCCGGCCUCAGCCUAUCCCAGAGGAAGUCCUCCGGACAGUGCUAAUUGAGAUUGAGGGGAUUUUAAACUCCAAACCUCUCGGCUAUGUCUCCACAGAUGUGGCUGAUGUGGAUCCUGUGACCCCCAAUCUCCUCCUCAUGGGGCGGCCGGACCCAUCACUGCCACAGGCAGUCUACACUGACACAGAAAUGCUUAGCCGCCGCCGCUGGAGACACACCCAGGUGUUAGCAGACCAGUUCUGGACCCAUUUCAUCCGCCACUACCUUUCUACUCUUCAGCCACGCUCCAAGUGGCACAAAGAUACCUCCCAACUGAAACUAGGAACCAUCGUGAUGGUAGUGGAUCCCCAGCUCCCUCGGGCCCUGUGGCCACUUGGCCGGGUCACAGAGGUCAUCCCAGGGACAGAUGGAAGAGUCAGGACAGCUGUGGUCCAGGUCAAGGACAAGACCUAUACGAGGCCUGUGGCGCGCCUCAUCGCCCUCCCAGACAUCCCAGACAUGGACCCGAUCAGCCCUUUGUCAAGUGACAAAUUUGAUAGUACAAAUUUGGGGCGGCUGUAACAAAGGGCUGACCCUAGAUCAGCCUUCAAGUGCACCGGAACCCAGCUGAUGAGGGAGCGCUGCGCUGCGCAGCAUUGUGUGAGCUGUAGCAUUGUCGGGAGGAGAAGAAGAGUGGCUGGAGAGUGCUAGUAUUGUGAUCGCUAUUGUUUGGACCUGUGUGAUUGUAGGUAGUUUCUGGCUUGACAUUAAUCCCUGUGUGCGUUCAAUAACAAGUGAGUAUUCGUCCAAGUACUCUGUGUAGCUGUAGUAAGUGUUCGCAUUUGUAAUUAGUUAAUAAUCGCCUUAUCGCGGCUGCAUUUUUUACCGCGAGUGCAACGUAGUUUGUGUAAUGGCGGACCUAGCUGUCCAGAUAGCGAUCACAAGUCAUGUGAAUAUUUGUAUAUUUAACCACACACAUACCCACACACUCAUAGCAAAUAUCCUGUUGUAUCAUUCCAUCAAUCCCACAAUAAAUCUUCAGUGACAAAGCUCUGGACUGUGCAUUCUAAUCGAUGCCCCUCAGUGGCCACCUCUACAGCUGAACUCAGUCAGUUAGCG